CAUCCGGGCUGGUUAUCCGCGUGCAUCCUCUCAGGGGCCAUACAUAGCAGCRGUGAUCCAAUUAGAGACAGAUUACAUUCCUAUUAAUGUAUUACUUACGAAUGUUUACAGACGCUUUGUUCUUUCAAGUGGCCAUAUGAGGGAUAUUAGACCGACCCUAAUUGGAUGUCAAAUGGCCUAAUCUGAGUGGUAUGGAAUGACUUKCGGGGUUAUUUACUCCACAUCAYAGCACACAGACAAUAYACUCAACAACCAAGACGCCCAUUUUUCUCGCACGGUASWCACUUUCGCGAAAAAUGUCAAAUAGUUUUAGCAUCAGCGCUCUACUUGGGGAAUCUCGUAAAAGUCCYGAAGAGAUCCAAAGAGAUGAAACUAGYGAGAAGGCGCAGAAUGAGGAUGAUUAUGGCACUUCAAGUCGUGAAACUGGUGAAGACGACAGCGGCGCGGAAUCAGUUUCUGAUGAAAUCGAAAAAGCUUUCUACGAACAUGGCGAGCACACGACAAUCUUGCACGACCARAAGAUCCACAGCAACAAAGCAAGACGGAGACGAACGGCGUUCACAAGCAGCCAACUUAAAUCACUAGAGGAGAAAUUUCAAGAAAAGAAAUACCUUACAAUCAGCGAACGAAACAGCCUGGCAAARGCGAUGCAUUUGACUGAUACUCAGGUCAAAACUUGGUUUCAAAAUCGACGGACAAAAUGGAAAAAGCAAAUGGCGCCGGAAUAUGAAGCUACGAUCAGAAACGAAGGUUUAARCGCACUUUAUGGACAGAGUUUCACAGCUAUACCUUUUAGUUACUAUUCUGGGACAGAUUAUGGCAUUCCCUUGAUGCMUUCGUCGCAAGCUUUUGGAGUUUUACCAGGUUUUCGCUUUCCUCCUUCGAACUUACAAGUGUUGUAUUCCAACAUGUCUUUGUAUCCUUACUGAAAARAACUCAACAGAGGGACAUUCUUCGCAAUAAUAUUUCAACUACAGUAUUUAUUCCUAUACACGGAAUGCAUGCUAACAUUCUGGUAUUAAAUUAUUAUCUGGUUUGCCAAGGAAAAUGAUUGUAAAUAGACUGGAUAUUAAAGUGUACAGGGUCUUUGUACAAACUGAAACGACAAUCUUUAUAGGUUUUCAUUCGCUUUGCUGGGAGUCACGCUGAGGGAUGACAAUGCAAGACUUUAUCAACAAUUAAUCAGUUUAUUAAGUAUCUUUGAUUUGAAAUCGUUGUUUUGUGAAAAUCUCCUCUUAGUAUUAUUUAGAAUCGGAAUUAUCAGAUGAGUCUCUCUGUAUGCUGCGCGCGCUGGAUUGUUUUCAACUUACUGUAUUAGUCAAUACGCGAUUGUCUUGAAAACAUUCACAACUAAUUAACUUCCUUUCCUUUUCUUAAUAGAWGGUCUAGUGUAAAAGUUAAUUUAAUAAAUGGUCUGGUAAAGAUUUAGACUAUAGAGCAAAAAAAAAAAAAACGAUUAGACCAAGCUAUUUAACUUUGACCUCAACUCGAAACAGCGACUUCUGUGACACCAAAACAAACAAUCCGUAGUCAUUCUCUCGUAGCACUGACUGUAUCUAAUGGCAUUCGUAUCCGUUAUUAGCAGACUAUUUAAAUUACUACAUCCGCAUUAAAAAAACUGGUAACAGUGUGUGGUUUUCUAGAAGUUUCGAAAAUUAAGUUGAUCUGUCGUCAAUUGAACGAAACUACUGUUGGCUUAUAGACGCGCCGCGUUUAGGUUAAUCGUAUUUAGAUAAUAUUAUAUGAGUGUUGCGUGGGAUUUGAAGAGUUCAUUUACAGUAUUUCAAGUUUCUAUAGAUUUGUAUCUCAUGAAURAGGUUUUUAAAACGCUUUGAGUAUUCAUUUAAACAGUUUUUUGAAUCGAUCGUCUCCCACGAUGUUACUAGGUGAUCUUGGUGGCCAUCUUGGUCACCACUAAACCAACAUUGUUGGCCAUACGGUUGACUAUUCUAUUGUAAUGCUCCUUUAGAAUGAUAUUUUCUUUGAAAAAGU
This is a messenger RNA of Exaiptasia diaphana, 1992 nucleotides long. RefSeq names its product homeobox protein HMX3-A. Gene Ontology annotation, biological process: regulation of transcription by RNA polymerase II; cell differentiation. Gene Ontology annotation, molecular function: DNA-binding transcription factor activity, RNA polymerase II-specific; RNA polymerase II cis-regulatory region sequence-specific DNA binding. Gene Ontology annotation, cellular component: nucleus. NCBI's taxonomy places the organism in Eukaryota, Metazoa, Cnidaria, Anthozoa, Actiniaria, Aiptasiidae. The transcript has 2 exons. The record is from RefSeq and is a predicted model, not a curated record. Bases 297 to 929 code for a protein of 210 amino acids.